UGAACAAAAAAAGAUCCAUCUCUCUGCCUUGCAGCCUUUAGGACCUCACAGUCUGGACGGUUUAGUUAAACUUGAGCGCAACUUAAGGCGCACAUGUUCUGUCCGUUAAUUUGGGGCAGGCGAAUGAAUUAAAAGUAUGGUUUUGAAGGAAUGAAACACCCAAACCUUUUACCUGACAUUUCAAGGAAUUUAUUUCUUUAACAAACAGUUCCUGGUUGAAGAGAAGAUCUUAAGUCUUAGAUAUGGAUCCAGAACGACAGAAGCGUAAGGAAGAAAUUCAGAAAGCUUUGGGAUUCAUUCAGUCAUCUUUGCCUUUCCCUGAACCUGAAGGAUAUGAGGCAUUCCUGACUCAGCUAGUUUGUAAUUUGCUGGAUGAAGGUAAUGCAGUGUAUCGUGAUGGAGAGUGGAGACAGGCAGCAGUCCAUUAUGGCGAGGGUGUGAAUGUAGCUCGCUAUGCUCAGUCUGAAGCACUGGUCAUUCCUCCUGAGUUGUUAGAGAGUCUUUAUGUGAACCGGGCAGCUGCACAUUAUAGUCUGGGAGAGUAUGAGCGAGGAGUGCAGGACUGUGACAGCGCACUGUGUGUGUCGGAGGGCAGUCGCAGGGCACUCUACAGAAAGGCACUUUGUCUGAGGGAGCUGGGCCGACUCAGAGAGGCUUAUGAGUGUGGCACUGGAUGCCUAUUAACUGCUCCUCACGACAGGCAAGUCAGUGAGCUUGCUCAGGAUCUAGCUAACAAACUUGGUUUGAAAAUACGCAAAGCAUAUGUCAGCCCUCAGCUUGAUUCUACAACAUCUGGGGGAGACAGCAAUGGAGAAACUAAUUCUCAUACAGGGGAGACCUCCUCAAAUGGUCUUGAGUCUUUGACUGAUAUUGGAUCAGACUUAACAAGUGCCCAAUGCAUCCCUGCCCCUCUGGCCACACCAAUCCCAGUCAGCGAUGACCCACAGAUUCCCUCACAGAACCCUGUUGUGCCCCAAGACAUGCCAGAAAGCCCAAGUCAGGAGCCGUCAGGGCGGGUGCCAUACUCUGUGCCUGUAUCUGAACACAUGGGAGAAUGUGUGAUGAAUGAGGACACCUCGUGUCUGGAUACCUUGCUGGAAAGUAUUCCCAAAGGAGCUGAGGUCAGCGUGAACCCAGUUCAGGGGGCCAUUCCCACUAACCUACCAAACACUGCUGUGGGUUUGAGACCCCCAUACUCUCCGGGCCUCCCAGCCUCCUCGGGUCAGCUGACGACUCCAUUUUUCAACUCUGCUGUCAGUCCGCUUCCCCCACUGGAGCCCUUCUCAGUGCUAGGUCAAAGUGAAGCCUCUUCCCAGACGAUGGACACCCUUGGCUCCUUCAGCUCUGGGGCUGGAGACACUGCAGGGAAGGGCGGGUCUGGAUCACUGAGCACAGGAGGACUGGAUUCCCUCUCUGAGUACACACUUCCUGGUGGACGAAUUUCUCACAGUUUCAUCCCCAGUUUGCGUAAUCAUAAUGCUGCCAGUCCACAGAAUGGCCCAGUUGGUACCAACCUUUCUCUGCUGUCACGAAACCCUUUGGCUGCAACACACGAGUUCAGACAGGCCUGUAAUGCUUGCUACAGUCGCAUAGGGCCUCGGGUCAUGGACUACCAUUAUCAGCCUGAUGCAGCGCAUCGCUGCAAGAGAGAUGUGCUGCUCUGUCGCCUCAAAUCCUCAGACGACCCCACCUGGAAAAGGGUGCGACCCCGUCCAGCUCGUAAUAACUUUCUUGGGGCGUUUGUUCUCUGCAAAGAGGUACAAGAGCGUCAGGAGUGCCAGUAUGGUGAAAACUGCACUUUUGCCUAUUGCCAGGAGGAGAUAGAUGUGUGGACCCAAGAGAGGAAGGGAGCUCUAAGUCGUGAGCUUCUAUUUGACCCUCUGGGCACCAAUGAACGAAGGGCCCUCAGUGUCACCCGUCUCCUUCAGCUCCAUAUGGGCAUGUUUAUGUUCCUCUGUGAGGAAUGUUUUGACAGUAAGCCUCGUAUCAUUAGCAAGCGAAGCAAAGAGAAUCUCGCUGUGUGCUCCAACCUCACUGCACGACAUCCCUUUGACGAUAACAAGUGCCUGGUGCACGUGGUUCGCUCAGCAAACGUGCGCUACAGUAAAGUACGCCCUCUUCACCCACUCUGCCAGUUUGACGUGUGCCGCCAUGAGGUGCGAUAUGGCUGCCAGCGGGAGGACAGUUGCUCCUUUGCACAUUCAGUCAUAGAACUCAAAUGUUGGGUGCUUCAGCAGGACACAGGCAUUACCCAUGAGGAGAUGGUGCAGGAGUCAAAGAGACACUGGCACCGAUUGGAACAGAAUGCACAGAGACAGAAGCCCAUGCUCGGGCCACACCAGCCCAGCGGGAGCAGCAGUAACAGCAGUGCUGUCAGCGGCAGCGCUGUGGUCUCUGGAGGGGUGGGAGGAGACUGCAUCGGUGGCGGAAGCACAGGGGGAGGAGGUGGAGGAGGACUUGUAGGAUGCGGUCGAGGGCGCGGCCUGAAUCUGAAGAUGAAGUUUGUGUGUGGACAGUGUUGGAGGGAGGGCCAGGUCAAUGAGCCAGACAAGUCUUUGAAGUACUGCACUGCCAAAGCCAGGCACAGCUGGACAAAAGAGCGCAGGGUGUUGCUAGUGAAAUCGUUUGAGAAGAAAAAGUGGGUGGUAGUGCGGCCGCUGCCUUUUUCCCGUACCUAUCCCCAACAAUAUGAUAUGUGUGUUCAUGUCAUGAAACAGAAGAAGUGCCACUAUAUUGGGAACUGUUCUUUUGCACACAGUUUGGAGGAGAGGGAUGUGUGGACCUAUAUGAAAAACAACAGCUUGAGAGACAUGCAACAGAUGUACGAGAUGUGGCUAUCAUUGACCAAUCAGAACCGGCGUGCAGAUGGCACCCUCAUGACUCCACCCCCAGAGGAAAAACAAAUCGCCAUGCCAACUGACUAUUCUGAGUCAAUGGUUGGGCGACGGAUGUCUGGUGGUGGAGGGGAUCUGUGACCUGGGCCGAGAGUGUGCAGUUACAGGCGGUCUGGAUGAGUCUUCCUGUUCAGAUAUCAGCUUCUAAGGCCCUUCCCCACUCUUUCAGUGCCACUCUGGGAAGUACGAAGCUCUGUUGCCCUUCAAGGCAAGAGCGCCUGACUAUAGGACUAACACAGUGAUUGUUGCCACAUACACACACCACAUGCUAUUUCACUCAUUAUCAAACACAUGCGCCCACUCACUGACAUGACACUUGGCACAGGCUCGUAGGGUGUCAUGUAUGUGAGUGCACACUGGUACUUAUACAGCUAACUCAAGUAAGGGCAGUUUUUACGUUCCUUAAACACAUUUAUGAGGAGUUGAUUAUCUGUUUCCACAGUGCUUUUUAAACUCAAACCCAAAACUGACUGGUUCUCCCUGUAUCAAAUCAAAGCACCUGUCAUGAAGGCCACUCAUGUUUCAGUCAAGUAUGUGGUGUCAGAUGGCAGAUUGAUUUUUGUCUGAAGUUAUGAAGUGGUGCUUAACUCUGUGUUCCUGCCAUAUUGGUAGAAGAGUUUGAAUGUACAGCCAAAAGUGGCCAUUUACAAGAAAUUUGAGAUUUGUUCAGAUGUCGAAUGUAUUUGAUACACCAAGGCAAUUAAUUAUGGACUAAGUAAGUAAAAACAACCCCAACUACACCCGUGUGGAUGCUUGCAUAAUGCCAGUCACAGACCUUGCACUGACAUGCACUCAUUUCCUCAUUCUUUUGGAUUGCACUGUGUGACAGUUUGGCAGUGCUUGAUAAAGAGUAGGAUAGAAUGCACAUGAGGGCUGUUUGCAGUCUGGAGUGAUCUGACAAUUUGGAUUGAAACACUUUUUGUUUUGUUUUUGCAUUGAGUGAUUGAUGGUUGAAAUAUGCUCCCGUGUUUGUCUCGUUCGAGCUAUUAGAUUGGGAUUUUAAGUGCGUAAUCUAUAAAACCUAAACAUGCUACUUGGAAACUCCUGUUCGCCACAGUUCAACACGGGCUAGUUGCUAAUUCGUUUAAAGUUUCAUAUUAGGAGCAUGAACGGAGACACAUUAGCAGGAAAAUAGGCAAAAGAGUUCUACUUGCCCUGCCUAUGCCUAGUUGUAUUCAAAAUAUACUGUUAAGACAUGCAGUGCUACCCUUAGUAUGCCUUGUCCUUACUUUCAGUGGACAUGAUAUAUAUAUAAAUAUAUAUACACAAACACACACACAAAUAUAUCUACUAUAUUGGCAUACUACUAAUGAUUAUUGAUAACUUAGCAGUUAAGCUUAAUUAAGUAUAACCUUACCUUGUAUUGAUUACAUAGAACUUCUUGUUAUUAAGCUAUGCUAUAUGACAUGUAUUGCUGAUUAGAUGGUUAGUGUUUUUUUUUCUUAUGAGUCACUACAGAAGUGUCUGUUUUGUGAGGUCUAGAUGAGAAUCUGCUGCCCCAAACUGCCUAUAAAUUCCUGAAAAUGGUUUGUUGUUUAAAAAAAAGAGAGAAAAGAAUCAAGUUUGUACCUUGUUGCAUUGAACUUCAGGGGUUUAAAUGACAUGUGAAGGAGCAGAUUUGGGCCUGGUAGCAGAUUCCAGCUGGUGUGGAGAUUGAGAGGGACGUUCUGGAGUGACCUAGUACGCUUUACCGAGGGAUCAUAUUAUUACUACUGCUAUUAUUAUGAUGAUGACAUUGAUGAUAUUGAUUGUCAUUAUGACUACUUCUAUCUUCCUAUAUGCUAUUGAUAUAUGUAUAUGUUAAUUGCUAUGUAUAACACUUUAAAUAUAUGUAUCCAUGUAUGAAUAUAAUACUUAACAGUGAAUUAUGUCCAUGUAUGCUUAGGUGAGCUGUCCAGAAUAGAGGAAUUGAGAUCCUAGGGUUGUUAUCUGUCUUUUUUCUUCAACCUAAACACAAUGAAAAGCAAGCGACACCAUUAACAUAUAGUGUGUCAUGCUUUUGCUGGUUUAGUUAGUUUUCUGAAACUUUGGAUCUCUUUUAAGAGGGUUUAUAAAGUGGUUGUAGUAAAGAGACAUCUUUAAAAAAAAAAAACUACAUGCCUUAGCAAAUUCCCUCUGCACCAUAUUCCUGAUUGUUUUAUUAGAUUCUCACAGCGCUAUACUGUGCCGGAACACAAAGCAUACAUGGAUAUUUAUGUUUGUCUGCAUAGCGCCUUAUACAUUUAUAUACGAUUAUAAAUACCUUAACAAAUAAUCCUACUCUUUCAGUAUAAUGAUAUAUAUACACCGUUAGGCAACUUGUUUAAGGAAAUAGGGGAGGGAAGUGUAUCGUAAUUGUUCUCUGACAAUGGUUUUGCACGUAACUCGCGUUUAAAAUAUUCUGAGGAGCAUGAUCAUGCUAGAUCAUGGCAGAGCUGAGGUAGUGUGCAUAACCGUAGAGAUAAAGAGGAACACAACCUGAGAACAAUGAGGCUCUGUUAACAGUCUCUCUUGCUCAAAUAUGGGAUGGAGUUGGCAAUCAUUCAUAUUCAUAUUCAUAUCAAAGGGUUAGUACUGCUGGCCAUUGAUUAUCUGAAGGCUGCAGUAAUGGUCAUCCUCAUUUUCCACUUGAGUUUAUUUUAUCACAGAACUGGAACGUUCUGGGCUUUCUGGAUGGAAACCAAGGAAGAUUGCCCAUUUUAAAAUGACCUUUGUUUUUCAUACUUUCUGGAUGGAGUAUAAAACAGAAAUAUGUUCAUCACAAUCCAUGUUCAGCCUAAAAAGACAAUAUGGGAUUUAGCAAAUGUUGGAUUAUAUUGGUUGAGACAUUUCUGUUAAGAUGGCUUUAUUUUUCACCUGCAUAGAUAACCAGUAAAAAUCAGGGGUUUGAAAAAAUGAAAAGGUAAAACAACAAUGCCUCUUUUUGUACUGUAUUUUUACAUUUGUUUGUUUGGUUUCUCCUUUUUCUCCCUGGUUGGAAGUGAUAUAUUGAUCACAGUGGACCAAAUCUCAUGAAAGUGUUUAACAAUAAAUAGACUGUUUUAGAAAA
Megalobrama amblycephala (Wuchang bream) is the source of this 5922-nucleotide messenger RNA. It is a transcript of the gene zc3h7bb, whose product is annotated as zinc finger CCCH-type containing 7Bb. Gene Ontology annotation, biological process: miRNA processing. The transcript is spliced from 22 exons. NCBI's taxonomy places the organism in Eukaryota, Metazoa, Chordata, Actinopteri, Cypriniformes, Xenocyprididae. The record is from RefSeq and is a predicted model, not a curated record. Gene Ontology annotation, molecular function: protein binding; metal ion binding; miRNA binding. The coding region runs from base 243 to 2975 and encodes 910 amino acids.